AUGGAGCAAGAGGCUACACUUCGAGUACUCAUCAAUCAAAUUGACUACACUGUGGCCUCCCCUGGCACUCUCGACAAUGCAUCUCUCCCUCGAGUACCUGUGAUCCGCGUUUAUGGGGCGUCGUCCGCAGGAAAGAAAGCGUGUGUACAUGUGCAUCAAGUGUACCCUUACUUUUUUGUUGAGUAUGGGGGCAAAUUGAGUCCCGAAAAUGUGAACCGGUACAUUGCAAAAUUGUCUCGUUCUUUGAACCAUGCUAUUGCCAUUUCGAUGAAGCGCAAUCCACACUCGCCCAACUCACAGUUUGUCCGGGCUGUCCUUCUCGUCAAAGGCGUUCACUUCUAUGGAUUCCACUCGUCAUACACACCGUUCUUGAAGAUUCUUAUCGCAGACCCCACCUUUGUCAAUCGUGCUGUGACUAUAUUGCAGUCAGGAACUGUCAUGCGAACACGCUUUCGCGUUUAUGAAAGCCAUCUGAGCUACCUCCUUCAGUUCAUGUGCGAUUUUGGGUUAUAUGGAUGUGGCUGGAUCGAUCUUGCGGAGGUCUGGCAGCGAGGACACGAAGAAAACGACACUGAAAUCACGGGAUCAUCGACAUUCAAGAUAUCACCAUACUUUCGGCAAUCCCGCAUGCCGCUUGAAGUCGACGUCGCUGCUCAUCAAAUUCUGAACCGCCGUCUCCUGUCCGCACGCAACAUCCACCACAAGUUGGCAAUACCUUCACCGCCUUUGCCUUCUGAACCAUUUGUCCUGAGUGUCCGUGAACUGUGGGAUGAUGAAAGACGUAGAAGGCUUGCCCAGGGCCUCUCCCCAACUCCUGCGCUUCCUCUCGAUUCAAGCAAGAUGUCGAGAGGUCAUGGAGGCGAAUGGGUCGCGGAGGCGAGGUGGUGGGAGGAACUCAGAAAACACAUUGAAAAGGAAAGAGACCCUGAGCCGAUUUUCACUGACAGAGAGGAACUUUGGGAGAAAUGGGUGAUGACUACUUUUGAGAGCGUGGAAGCCCUCUGGGAGCCUGUUUGGAGAACCUGGAAGCCAAGUCGUAGCGAGGCUACUGGCCAUAACGGGCAGAGUACUCAUACUUUGGAAGCCGAGGACAGGGAAAAUCCUUUUGCACAGGCUACGCAGGAUGGUACGGAUGUUGAUGAAAUGAGCCAGAUGAUGGACCGCGAAGACCAAGAGUGGGCGGACUUGCAGGAGGGUGACACCAUUGCGGAGCCCGACGCUGCUACAGAUGAUCAGUUAGCUGACGAAGGGCUUCCUCCGGAUUUUCGGAUGGACGUGCCCAAUCCCUCUGGUGAGGUCGAAGCCGCUACUGAUGGGAAUGAAAGGAGACUUGACUCUCCUUCGCGAGGCCCUUCCCGAACAAAUCCGUUCCAACACUUGUGGCACAAUCUGGCAAUGGAUGCGCCACCAUCAAUGGUUCCUACAGAGACCCUAGCAGGGCGGGAAUCGUCCUCGGACUUGUCUGAUUCAUCUGACAAUAGUGACCGAUGUGAUUGGGAAGAAAAUCCAUUCCAACUUCGGGAUGAACAAUUGAUUGAUGUAUCAGGAACGCCAAAGAGUUCACAGGACUCGGAAACAAGUAACCGGGUGGGGCGUGCUAACGCAAUUGUGGGCCACUCCUCCCAGCGGAAUGAGCAGCCGAACUUGCCAAGAGCCUCAUUUUCAAGACACAUACCACUUACUUCAAGCUCAACUACUGCAUUCACAUUCGCGGUAUCGCCGCCGUCUUCCUCUGAACUUCUCAGGACCAUUGAGACAUAUGGUGUCCUCCGAAGGGUGUACCGUAAUCCCUAUUACUCCAGACGUGCAGAUGCUUCAGAGCACCCAAGAGAAUAUGCGGGUCUUUUAUAUCAUCUUAAAGGUGGAGAGGGGCUAGAUACCCUGGACCAGUGGAAGUCUCAUGGAAGUCAGCUUCAUAUGGGAAGAGAUGCGCGUCCUUCGAAGAGCACGUAUAUGACAUGGGGAUGGGAGUAUGCUGCCCUACCUCCGAGCAAGACUCAAGUUAAAAAGUGGCUGAAAGAAAACCCAGUUCAGCUGAGCACGAAGGCCAAGUUGCACUCUCAGAUCGAUGGCAGCACUCAGAUGAAUCCCUUCGGCGUGAAAUCAAUGCCACAUGUUCGAUCUGACACCAAUACCAGAGCAGCCCAGCACAUGUCCUUGUUUUCCCUAGAAGUAUUUGCCCCUUCACGAGGUAACAAAGUACCCGACGCAAAUGUUGACGGGAUCGUUGCAAUUUUCUUCGCUCUCGGGGAUGAUGACAUUCAUUCAGUGUUUCACGAACGAGGCAUCCUAGCGGUCAAGAAUGCGGAACUGGAUCCUUAUCGAAUACGCGGCUUCCCGUUGGAGAUCGUCGCUGACGAGCUGGAGUUACUCAAUCGGAUCGCUGACAUAGUAGUUGAGUUUGAUCCGGAUAUCAUUGUGGGUUGGGACGUUCAAACAGCAUCCUGGGGCUAUCUCAAUGCCCGAGGAAACCAUUAUGGAUUUGACAUCGGCGAGCUUAUAGCUCGAGCCCCUAGCAAGAAUCCUGCUGCAGGAAACGAUCCAUGGAGUCAGAGGACAACUACUACGUUCAAGGUCACUGGUCGGCAUGUGUUCAACGUCUGGAGAAUCAUGCGAGUGGAACAGACACUUUCCAUGUACUCUUUCGAGAAUGUAGUCUUCCAGUUACUGCGUAGAAGGGUCCCUCGUUAUACCCCCGAGGUCCUAACAACUUGGUAUAAUAGUACAGAUCCUGUGCACACUUCCCGUGUCCUCCGCUACUUCCUUGAACGAACGAUCAUUACACUGGAAAUCCUCCAAGAAGCCGAAACAACUACAAAAAAUGCAGAAUUUGCGCGUGUUUUCGGAGUCGAUUUUUACUCCGUAAUCAGUCGAGGCUCACAAUUCAAAGUGGAGUCAUUUAUGUUCCGCAUCGCGAAGCCGGAGAGCUUCGUUCUCCUGUCUCCCAGCAAACAGGAUGUUGGAAAGCAAAAUGCUGCAGAAUGCAUGCCUCUCAUUAUGGAACCUCUCUCCGCCUUUUACAAUGGACCCCUCGUCGUGCUUGACUUCCAAUCUCUAUACCCAUCAAUUAUGAUUGCGUACAAUUAUUGCUACUCAACCUGCCUCGGCAGAGUCAUCGACUUCCAGGGUCGCAACAAGUUUGGUGUCGUGGAUCUCCAAAGACCACGCGGGCUCUUGGAAAAGUUGCAAGACCGCAUAACAGUUGCGCCGAAUGGCAUUAUCUACGUGAAGCCUGAAGUAAGGAAGGGUUUGCUUGGCCGCAUGCUCACGGAGUUGUUGGACACCCGAGUAAUGGUCAAACAAGCGAUGAAGGUUUCAAAGACUGAUAAGGCGCUCAGUCGAGUUCUGGACGCGCGCCAGCUCAGUCUGAAAUAUAUUGCUAAUGUCACUUAUGGAUAUACAAGCGCGACAUACUCCGGCCGCAUGCCUGCUGUUGAAAUUGCAGACAGUAUUGUACAAAGCGGCAGAGAAACCUUGGAGAAGGCUAUAGAAGUCAUCGACAGCACCGCUAAAUGGGGAGCUAGAGUGGUUUAUGGGGACACGGACUCGCUUUUCAUAUACCUUCACGGAAAGACAAAGGAACAGGCUUUCCACAUCGGCUAUGAUAUUGCGGACGCGGUUACGGCGAUGAACCCAGCACCCAUCAAAUUGAAAUUUGAAAAGGUGUAUCUGCCAUGUGUAUUGAUGGCGAAGAAAAGAUAUGUUGGAUUCAAAUUCGAGAAUCCGGACGAAAUCAUCCCCGCAUUCGAUGCGAAGGGAAUUGAAACUGUCCGCCGAGACGGUGUACCUGCUCAGUCAAAAAUGACCGAAACAUGUUUGAAAAUUUUAUUCCGUACUCAGGAUCUCAGUCAAGUCAAGGAUUAUUGCUACCGGUCAUGGACUAAAAUUCUUCAAAACAAAGUGUCCAUACAAGAUUUCGUUUUUGCAAAGGAAGUCAAAAUGGGGACAUACUCUGAAAAAGCACCACCUCCGCCUGGUGUAGCUGUUGCCGCUCGAAGGAUGAUGGAGGACGAGAACGACGAGGUUCAAUAUGGCGACCGAAUCCCAUACGUCAUUGUAAGAGGUGAUCCCCAGACGCGGCUUGUGGACAGGGCGAUGUCCCCGGAAGAACUACUGCAGCAUAAACACAUGCAAUUAGACGCUUCGUACUAUAUAUCCCGUAUUCUGAUCCCACCACUCGAACGUGUUUUCAACUUGCUGGGUGCUGACGUUAGAACUUGGUUUGACGAUAUGCCAAAGGCCAUCCGAGUCGAUCAUCCAAAUCCUCUUACGAUGUCUCCCAAAAAACAGAGGAUCACGGCGAACCGAUUCAAGAUAGACGAACAUUUCCAGAGUUCCCAGUGCCUUGCAUGCGGUGGCUUGUCUUCAGACGGAAUCUGUGAAAACUGUCGGAGAACACCCCAGGAAACAAUACCGGCCCUCCUUGAACAAAUAAGAAAAGGAGAAUCCCGGCUCCUGGACGCACAGCGGGUGUGCGCAUCGUGUACAUCCAGCGCAAAUGCCGAGCCAUUCGAGUGUAUCAACAUUGACUGCCCGUGGUUGUUUGAUCGAAAAAAAGCAGAAAGGAAGACGGAGUUCCUCGAGGGGUUAGGAGGAAUCAUAGAUGACCUUGAAAUUUCAGAGGAUCACUGCGAUAGUAUACCAGACUGACUCGACGGUUACUAUAAGACAUGCAACCUUAAUUAAGUAUACUACUUGCAACUUAAUGCUCGUGCUCCGCUAAUAGUUACAAUGUCUC
Suillus paluster is the source of this 4738-nucleotide messenger RNA. RefSeq lists its product as uncharacterized. Lineage: Eukaryota; Fungi; Basidiomycota; Agaricomycetes; Boletales; Suillaceae. The record is from RefSeq and is a predicted model, not a curated record. Gene Ontology annotation, biological process: error-prone translesion synthesis; double-strand break repair via homologous recombination. The transcript has 21 exons. Gene Ontology annotation, molecular function: DNA binding; DNA-directed DNA polymerase activity; nucleotide binding. Gene Ontology annotation, cellular component: nucleus; zeta DNA polymerase complex. The coding region runs from base 1 to 4650 and encodes 1549 amino acids.